AUGGCGGAGUCUCGGGUUCUUUACCGCGAGUUCAAGGCGCUCAAGCGUCGAGAGGGUGAGCUCUUUGACAACUUGACCAUGUGUAGCGAAGACCUCGGCGUGUGGAGGUUUGAGCUGAGAUCUCAUCACUUCGAUCCGGGUGCCAUUGGCACGAGAGAGUUGAAGAAUGAUCUGAAGAAGCUCAAUAAUCGUCACAACGUCGAUCACAUACUCGUCGAGUGCUCGUUCAGACUUAACGGCUCGGCUCCGUUUCCGACGUGCCCGCCGCUCAUUCGAGUCGUACGGCCGCGCAUGAAAUGGUACACGGGCCACGUGACCUCUGGCGGAUCAUUUUGCACCGAAAUGCUCGUCAAUACGAAAGGUUUGAAUGGCUGGCGUUCGAAUUAUCGCAUUGAGGCCGUUAUUCAGGCACUCGUGAUCUCCGCGGUGCACUGCCCCGCAAUUGUGAUCUCAACGCCGUACAAUGGUAGGCAAGUGAGCGGACCUCUACGCGUUGAUCUCAGCUGUGAGUACACGGAUAACGUCCUGCGAGAGUAUUCUGAAUAUGAAGCUGUAUCUGCGUUUACUCGCGCAGAGGCGCACCAUCGUCGACAGGGAUGGUGA
Ostreococcus tauri is the source of this 603-nucleotide messenger RNA. RefSeq names its product Ubiquitin-conjugating enzyme/RWD-like. NCBI's taxonomy places the organism in Eukaryota, Viridiplantae, Chlorophyta, Mamiellophyceae, Mamiellales, Bathycoccaceae. The record is from RefSeq and is a predicted model, not a curated record. The transcript has a single exon. The coding region runs from base 1 to 603 and encodes 200 amino acids.